AUGGCUCCGAGCGCUCAGGCGGGCCCGGGCCGCGGGCAGGCCCCGGCCGCGGGGAUCCGCCACGGCAUCCGCGCCGUGCUGCUGGGCCCGCCCGGCGCCGGCAAGGGCACGCAGGCCCCGAAGCUGGCCGAGACCUACUGCGUGUGUCACCUGGCUACCGGCGACAUGCUGCGGGCCAUGGUGGCCUCGGGCUCCGAGCUGGGCAAGCGGCUCAAGGAGACGAUGGAUUCGGGGAAGCUGGUGAGCGAUGAGAUGGUGGUGGAGCUGAUUGAGAACAACCUGGACUCCCCUCCCUGCAAGAACGGCUUCCUCCUGGACGGCUUCCCGCGCACCGUGAAACAGGCAGAGAUGCUGGAUGAGCUCCUGGAGAAGAGGAAAGAGAAGCUCGACUCCGUCAUCGAGUUCAGCAUCCCCGACUCGCUGCUGAUCCGGAGGAUCACGGGACGGCUGAUUCACCCAGCGAGCGGCCGCUCGUAUCACGAGGAGUUCAGACCCCCGAAAGAGCACAUGAAGGACGAUGUGACUGGAGAGCCCCUGAUCCGGCGCUCGGACGAUAACGAAACGGCCCUGAAAACGCGGCUCAAGUCCUACCACACCCAGACCUCCCCCCUGGUGUCCUACUACAGCAAGAGAGGGAUCCAUACGGCCGUGGAUGCCUCCCAGUCCCCCGACGUGGUGUUUGCCAGCAUCCUGGCAGCCUUCACCAAAGCAACAUGUAAAGACCUGGUUAUGUUCAUUUAAAGCUCCAUCCCAGGAUGGGGUUCUCUUUUUUUUUUUUUUUUUUUUCCCUCUCUCUUUCUCUGUUCUGUCUCUCUGGGGCCAAGGAGGGUGAAGAGCUGAGCAGAGUAGAAGGGGAAGGGAUGAGGUGAUGCAGCCCAAGGCAGGGCUGUGCUGAUUCUCUAAUUUAAUUAAACGAGCUGUUAACGGUCUCGAUGUGGCUAUAUGUGAACGUCAGUCUGUGUGCAGAUGUUGGGAUUUUUGGCCUCUAGAGGCCGCAGCGAGCCCAGGCUCCAGCUGCCAAAAUGGGCUCUGCACUCCUUUGGGUGAAAAAGCCUUUGUUUCAUCCUAGAAAUGCUCCUCUCUGAAAGGAACUGUACUCGCAGCUCCUCCCAGCUACCCCACGGGGGCCUUGGAGAAGGUUGGGGAUGUGGGGGAAGGAUUUCCCAGGAGAUGUGAAGCUGCAGGAUUGAAACCUGGGAUUGCUCUGUUUAUGUGGGAGCAGCCUGAGGGACAGCCUUGGGGCUGGAUGAUGAUGGAUUCUCCUUGUAUGUGUUUUAUUCCCUGUGGGGUAGCAGGUUCCUGUUCUGAUGGCACUUGAUGGGGGGUUUCAACCUUUAUUUAUCUGUGGGAUUUAUAGCAAAUUAGUGAGAUGCUGCUUUUUAAUGUGAAAUCUGUGGUCAGAGUCUGACGGUUACUGUGUGGCAGGUUGGGAUGUCCUGAGGAUGAGAAAAGGAGUUGGGUUUUAACUCUUCACUCUUGCCUUGGUUUUGACCAAGGAGAGGAAGAUGAAUUGAGCUUCUCCUGAUCCCAAAGUCUAAAUAUAAUAAAGCCUUAUUGCAAAACAAAUGAUUUCUCAAGGCUCGAGAGACAGCGUUAUUAAGCACUGGCUCCGUGUGCCCUUGAGCUAACGACCUUCACUGAGCUCAUGGAAAUGUUCCUGUUUCUUGAGCAAACCCAGCAGCUCCAGCAGGCUGUGUUUGAGGACACUGUGUGUGCUCAGAGCCUUUCCAGGGCAUUGUGCUGCUGUGUGGUGACACUGCAGGGCUGGCACUGACCUUUGGCCACGAGGGAUUCCAGCCCUUCCUAGAGGGCCGUGCUGUAAAUAUGGAUUGGCUCAGAUGAAACUUUGUCCUUUGGCAUUCCAUGUGUGUUUACUGAUUGUUACUGAGUAUCUUCCUCUCUCUCUCUCUCUGGGGAUGGCCCACUCCAUCCUGUGCACUGAGCUGCUGUGAGCUCUGUGGCCAGAGCAGAUGUUUAAUCCUCAGGAAUCCCUUGCUCUUUUCCUUGAUAACUUCUCUUUUGCCUGACAAUCCCCUCUCUGUCCUCACACAUCCUUUCCAGGGACAGAACCUCUUCCCUUCCAGCAAACUGGAAACCAAAAGCAGUGGACUUGUUGCUCUAGCAAGCACGUGACUGAGGAGAAAGGCUCUGACAGUAAACAGGGCUGGGUUUGCCAGCAGCCUGCUGUCCCCUGGGACUCCCAGACAGCCCUUGCUCUGUCUCUGGGUUUCCUGUGGAAGGAUAACCUGGAACUGGUGUGUUGGGACAGUGUUUAGGAUAGGACUGCCGUGCCCCAGAGAGUGGGAAAGUGUGUGGGUUACAGCUGCCCUGGCAUCUUGGUGACUAAAGAAGUCGUGUGGAAGCAGCUUUUGUUUUGAGAGCCAAAGGGAGAAAUGCAGCUCCCUACACUCUGGGAAGGGUUCCCAGCCAGUUGGCAUUCCUGGAUUUGGUCAAGGUUUUACUCCACAGCAAGAGCAAGAUGUUCCCCCACUCUUCUUUCCUUUCCUCCCUUGUGCUCUCUUCACAUCCAACUCACCAGCCUUUGUUUGGUUUUUGGUUUUUUUUUUUUUUGUUUUUUUUGUUACCAUAAACCAUGCUUAAUUUUGUUUGUUUGUUUUUCCCUAAAUAUUUUUUUUUCUCUCUGUUCCCAUUUAUUCCAGCUGAGUGACUCCAUCAAGCAGAUGAGACACCACCAAACGCUGCACACUCUGCUACAUCACCCAUUGCAGCCCUUCCCUGGGUGCAGGGAGGGCAGCUGGGAGGGGGGUAUGAUUGAUGGGAGGGGGGAAGGAGGUGGAAAACAAGGGGUUGGGGGGCUGAUUUGGUUGGGUUUUGGUUGGAUUUCUUAUUUGGCAGAAUCAUUGUGAAGAGGAGGCGGCCUUCUCCUUAGAAAUCAUGUUUGUGGAGGCAGAACAAUUGUGGAGAGGGAAACAUGUCUCAGUGAUCAGCUGCAGGUCCUUGACCUGUUGGAGGGCAGGGCUAGAUGUUACUCCAGGCUUCUCCAGCACUUUCAGGGCUUGUCUCAUGGGCUCUUGGUACUCUGAGGCCACUGAAAGGUUUGCUGUGAUUUUUUUCUAAAGUUGCUUCCUAUCAGCGAGGACCAAAAGGAACAAAUGAUUCAUCAUCAUGUGUGAAAUGGAAAGGAAAAAACAGACGUGGUCUUUUCCUGGAAGUUCUGUUUUUCUUGUUCUGCUGCAUUCCUAAACCCUGGCAUAAAGACUUCUCAAGGAUUCUCUGCUGCUCAACAGAGGGGCUGGGGCUCUAGUCCAAACCUGCCUUACUUGGGAAUGGGGUGGCUUUUCUGUGAUCAUGACCAAGCUGGAAUUCACACAAUGCUGAAGAAAUGCAAAAGAGACUUUUCUUAAUUGCCUGCAAAAAUAACACUUAAUUGGGGGAGUUUUUUUGCAUUUCUUUUUAGAUAAAUGGUGCCUUGUCUAACCUCUGAAUCAAUAAUAAAAUAACCCCUUUACAUUU
This is a messenger RNA of Melospiza georgiana, 3474 nucleotides long. RefSeq names its product adenylate kinase 2 (gene AK2). The record is from RefSeq and is a predicted model, not a curated record. Gene Ontology annotation, cellular component: mitochondrion; cytoplasm. Gene Ontology annotation, molecular function: AMP kinase activity; ATP binding. The coding region runs from base 1 to 741 and encodes 246 amino acids. The transcript is spliced from 6 exons. Lineage: Eukaryota; Metazoa; Chordata; Aves; Passeriformes; Passerellidae. Gene Ontology annotation, biological process: ADP biosynthetic process.